Molecule: messenger RNA, 537 nt
Organism: Lepus europaeus (European hare)
Lineage: Eukaryota; Metazoa; Chordata; Mammalia; Lagomorpha; Leporidae
Gene: FANCD2OS
Product: FANCD2 opposite strand
Exons: 1
Coding region: 1-537 (178 amino acids)
Source: RefSeq, a predicted model, not a curated record
AUGGCAGGAUACCAGCUCUGGUCACCGUGGACUCCACUGGACGAGAGCUUCCAAUGGCUGCGGCACACGACACCUACACCUUCCUCCAAGCACCCGUUUAGGGCCUCCCCCUGCCUCCCACACACCCCUUCUGACCUUGAAGUGCAGCUGUGUUUUCAAGAGGUCACUCUGGUCCUAGACAGCCCAUUCCUGGAAACUGGAGUGAGCCCCAAGUUACCGUGUCACACGUCAGAGCUCUGCACGAUGAGCACCAAGAAAGGACUUGUCAGGAAGCCCCAGCCCGUCCGCCUCAGUGGCGUGGACUCUGUCUUUGGCAGGGUCAUCACGGCUCAGCCACCCAAGUGGACCGGAACCUUCCGCGUUUCAGAUAAGUCCGCCUUUUGCAAAAUCAUCAGCAGGGAGCACCAGUGGCCCACGGGGCUCAAGGAGCCCCAGAUUGAGAUGACAGUGACGAUGUGUAAACAGAUGCUGCGCUCCAUCCUCCUGCUGUACGCGACCUACAAGAAGUGCACCUUUGCCUUGCAGCACUCCAAGUGA